Messenger RNA from Aureococcus anophagefferens, 438 nucleotides. RefSeq lists its product as hypothetical. The coding region runs from base 1 to 438 and encodes 145 amino acids. The transcript has a single exon. Gene Ontology annotation, biological process: protein peptidyl-prolyl isomerization. Lineage: Eukaryota; Pelagophyceae; Pelagomonadales; Pelagomonadaceae. Gene Ontology annotation, cellular component: cytoplasm. The record is from RefSeq and is a predicted model, not a curated record. Gene Ontology annotation, molecular function: peptidyl-prolyl cis-trans isomerase activity.
AUGAAGCCGUCGUCGCGGCGCCACUUCGUGUCCGGCGUCGCCGCGAGCGCCGCCGCGCUGCCGCGUCUCGCCUCCGCCGCCGACGGCUUCACGAAGACCGAGAGCGGCUUGCAGUUCAAGGACCUCAAGGAGGGCGACGGCGCCGUGCCCGCGCCGGGCCAGACGGUCAAGGUCCACUACACGGGCUGGCUCAACGACUUCGACGACCUCGACGGCAAGUUCGACUCGUCCUACGAUCGCGGCAAGCCGCUGACGUUCGCGGUCGGGACCGGUCGCGUCAUCAAGGGCUGGGACGAGGCGCUGCUGACCAUGAAGGUCGGCGGCACGCGGCGCGUCGUCAUCCCAUCCGAGAUCGGCUACGGCGCCAAGGGCGCCGGCGGCAUCAUCCCCGGCGGCGCGACGCUCUACUUCGAGAUGAACCUCCUCGGCCUCCAAUGA